GGCACUGUGUAGCUGUGGACACGUCUGGACGCGCCUGCUCAUACUUCUGCCUACACAAUUCUCUCGGCGCCUUCAAAUACCGACUCGACCUCCAUCUCCUCCAGCACCAUCCAUCGCAGCUGAUCUACAACAAAAAUGGCCAACGUUAUAGCGAACUCCAGCCACGAUGACAUGAUUCAUGACGCCGUACUGGAUUACUACGGCAGGCGGCUCGCGACGUGUUCUUCGGACAAGACCAUCAAGAUCUUCGAGGUUGAGGGCGAGAAGCACACACUGGUUGAGACCCUGAGAGGACAUGAGGGCGCCGUCUGGAGCGUAGCAUGGGCACACCCAAAAUACGGAAACAUCCUCGCCUCUUCUUCAUACGACGGCAAGGUCCUCAUCUGGCGCGAGCAGUCCGGCAGCUGGCAGAAGAUAUACGAGGUCGCCCUACACACACAGUCGGUCAACAUGGUCGCAUGGGCUCCUCAUGAGGCAGGCUGCCUCCUUGCCUGUGCAUCAUCCGACGGCAACGUCUCGGUGCUCGAAUUCAAGGACAACAACUGGACACAUCAGACCUUCCCUGCUCACGGUAACGGCGUAAACAGUGUUUCUUGGGCACCUGCAUAUGCACCAGGACAGGUCGUCAGCGCAAGCGGAAACCAGGCAGGCGCUGCGAAAAGGCUAGUCACCGGCGGAACCGACUGCCAGGUCAAAAUUUGGGAGUUCAGCCCCGAGAGCGGCAGCUGGAACGCGACACCGCUUGGUGGUCAUGCAGAUUGGGUACGCGACGUCGCGUGGUCCCCUACCGUCCUCUCCAAAUCGUACAUUGCCUCCGCAUCCCAGGACAAGACUGUCAUUAUCUGGACAUCAUCAGAUCUACGCGAGUGGAAGCGCACCCAGCUUGACGUCGACGCUGCCGCAUGGCGCGUGAGCUGGAGUCUAAGCGGCAAUGCGCUCGCAGUCAGCACUGGCGACAACAGGGUCAGUCUGUGGAAGGAGAGGCUGAGCGGCGGAUGGGAAUGCGUCAAGACGAUCGAGGAGUAGAACAUCUCUAUACAAGACCCAGCAGAGCCUGGGACACUCUUGCAAUACCCUGUACGUCUCGGCCUCAAGUUCAGGACCGACCAAUGGCCACCAUACCAGGACGACAGGCCAUGGUGUACUGAAUAUGGGUGUUAUCAGUUCACUUACGAACAAUAUUGAUGCAAGAGCAUGGCACGAGAGCAUAGUGUGACGCAUAGGUGUAGCACGAGCGUAGUCUUCAAUGAUCCAUCACGAUUG
Alternaria rosae is the source of this 1263-nucleotide messenger RNA. Its product is annotated as Sec13 protein-like protein. The transcript has 5 exons. NCBI's taxonomy places the organism in Eukaryota, Fungi, Ascomycota, Dothideomycetes, Pleosporales, Pleosporaceae. The record is from RefSeq and is a predicted model, not a curated record. Gene Ontology annotation, molecular function: structural molecule activity; protein binding. The coding region runs from base 136 to 1026 and encodes 296 amino acids. Gene Ontology annotation, biological process: positive regulation of TOR signaling; protein import into nucleus; COPII-coated vesicle budding. Gene Ontology annotation, cellular component: nuclear pore outer ring; COPII vesicle coat.